Phascolarctos cinereus (koala) is the source of this 1512-nucleotide messenger RNA. It is a transcript of the gene ALDH8A1, whose product is annotated as aldehyde dehydrogenase 8 family member A1. Gene Ontology annotation, molecular function: retinal dehydrogenase (NAD+) activity. Gene Ontology annotation, biological process: retinoic acid metabolic process. Lineage: Eukaryota; Metazoa; Chordata; Mammalia; Diprotodontia; Phascolarctidae. The record is from RefSeq and is a predicted model, not a curated record.
GUGAGCUCAGUCAGCAGAGUUGUAAAAUAGUGAAAGCAGUUGGUUAAAAUGGCAGGACAGAAGCCCCUUUUGGAACUGGAAAACUUUAUUGCUGGUAAAUUUAUUCCCUGCAAUUUACACAUAGAUUCCUAUGACCCAUCUACAGGAGAGGUGUAUUGCAAAGUUCCAGACAGUGGCAAAGAAGAGAUAGAAGCAGCAGUCACGGCUGCUAGAGGGGCCUUUCCCCAUUGGUCAUCCACAAGCCCCCAGGACCGCUCUCAGAUCUUGAAUAAGUUGGCAGAUCUGCUGGAACAAUCCCUGGAGGACUUUGCACAAGCUGAAUCAAAAGACCAAGGGAAAACAAUCACAUUUGCUAGAACUGUGGACAUUCCACGGGCUGUGUACAACUUUCGAUUUUUUGCCUCCUCAAUCCUUCACCACACCACGGAUGCUACUCAGAUGGAUUCCAUGGGCUGCAUGCACUAUACUGUGAGAAGUCCUGUUGGAAUUGCUGGCUUGAUUAGCCCUUGGAAUUUGCCACUUUAUUUGCUGACCUGGAAGAUUGCUCCAGCUAUUGCUGCUGGAAAUACAGUGAUUGCAAAGCCCAGUGAGAUGACAUCAGUGACUGCAUGGAUGCUGUGCAAACUCUUAGAUAAAGCAGGGGUUCCACCAGGUGUAGUGAAUAUUGUGUUUGGAACUGGGUCCAAAGUAGGAGAGGCUCUGGUGUCACAUCCUGAAGUUCCACUGAUCUCAUUUACUGGGAGCACACUGACAGCUGAGCGGAUCAUGCUAAAGAGUGCCCCCCACUGCAAGAAACUCUCUCUGGAGCUUGGGGGCAAGAAUCCUGCCAUCAUUUUUGAUGAUGCCAAUCUGAGCGAGUGUAUCCCUACGACUGUCAGAUCCAGUUUUGCUAAUCAGGGUGAAAUCUGCCUCUGUACUAGCAGAAUCUUUGUCCAAAGGAGAAUUUAUGAGGAAUUUUUAGCAAGAUUUGUUGAAGCCAUAAGAAAAUGGAAAGUUGGUCCCCCUUCCGACCCUACAACCAGCAUGGGAGCUCUGAUAAGCAAUGCACAUUUGGAGAAAGUUAGGAAUUAUAUAAAGAAGGCCUGUGCUGAAGGAGCAAGAAUUCUGUGUGGAGAGGGUGUGGAUAAUUUGAACCUCCCAUCUAAAAACAGAGGGGGCUAUUUCAUGCUUCCCACUGUGAUCACAGAUAUUAAGGAUGAAUCCUGUUGCAUGAAGGAAGAGAUAUUUGGUCCUGUUACUUGUGUUGUUGUCUUUGAUACUGAAGAGGAAGUGAUUGAAAGAGCUAAUGAUGUGAAGUAUGGCCUAGCAGCAGCUGUGUGGUCUAACAAUGUUGGAAGAGUCUGGCGAGUAUCUAAGAAGCUGCAGUCAGGAUUGGUCUGGACUAACUGUUGGCUCAUCAGGGACCUGAACCUUCCUUUUGGUGGAAUGAAAGCUUCAGGAGUUGGCAGAGAGGGAGCAAAGGACUCAUACGACUUCUUUACUGAAGUAAAAACAAUUACUGUUAAAUAUUGA